Molecule: messenger RNA, 1305 nt
Organism: Saccharomyces kudriavzevii IFO 1802
Lineage: Eukaryota; Fungi; Ascomycota; Saccharomycetes; Saccharomycetales; Saccharomycetaceae
Gene: PCL10
Product: Pcl10p
Exons: 1
Coding region: 1-1305 (434 amino acids)
Biological process (GO): regulation of cyclin-dependent protein serine/threonine kinase activity
Cellular component (GO): cyclin-dependent protein kinase holoenzyme complex; nucleus
Molecular function (GO): cyclin-dependent protein serine/threonine kinase regulator activity; protein kinase binding
Source: RefSeq, a predicted model, not a curated record
AUGGAAUUGACUACAAGCAAUAGUACAGACGUGGAAGGGUUUGAUGAUUGUAGCGUACGGUCUGUCAGUUUAGGAAUCGUCGAUGACUGCAAUGCGUCGUUCGACUUACCUUUGAAACCGAAGUUCCUCCAGAGUGAGAAUUUCUCGGACUUAACAAGUGAGUGGGAACCGUCCAGGCCAAGCACACCCGGUCCAUCAACCAGCAAGACUGACAAAGUACAGCCACAGGAUACUACAGAUACUCAAAAAAAUAAAAUAAAUGUAGAACAACUGUUAAGGUCUGCGAAUGAAAUGAAUAAUUAUUUGGCACAGAAUAUAGACGAUAUAAACAAUUUUCAAGUGGGGUUAUUGAAUGGAGGGAAAGGACUGUACUCUUCGAUGGCAGAUGACUCGAGCGCAUUUAUUAAUGGAACUAAUAUGAGUUCGACACCGAACUUUGAAUUAAGUGAUGAUGAGCUAGAGGAUACCACUGGUUGUACGAGUUCUAUCUUCGAUAGGGACCUCUUACGCCAGCAAAGUGGUUUGAACAUACCUCGACGUAAAUCACCACUCUUCAGGCAUCUAAAUGCUAGUUUCGAAAUGGAGGAUACAACUGAUUUUGAAGAGCGUAAUGUCGAAGCUUUUAAUUUCUCGGAAUGCAGCAGCGUAACAAGCUUUGAUGUAGGAGGGUUGCAUAUUAGACCACCACAUGGCGAGGAAGAAAAUCGAGAAAAGGCUGACUUUGGAAGCGAAAACCCAUUACUACUUGGCAUACCUGAUAAUGCAGAAGUGCCCUAUAUAUCGGUUGAUGAUGCUUUGGCAAACUUUAGCGAAACGAUAGAACUAUUACUAAAACUUAGCGACGACGAAAAGUGUACCAUCUCUAAGAAUGAUGUGGAAAAGAAAGAAUAUGCAAACUUUUACAUGAAGAGUAAGCCAUCUUUGUCGUCAGUGGAUUUUCUCAGAAGGAUUCAGGACAAAUGUGAGUAUGAGCCAGCAGUUUACCUCGUGGCGACGUUUUUAAUGGACACACUAUUUUUGACGAGAAAUGAAAGAAACAAUAACGCGCUUCAAUUGAAAUUGAAAUUGCAAGAGAAGGAAGUUCACCGAGUGAUAAUAGCAUCGGUUAGACUGAGCACGAAGUUAUUGGAAGAUUUUGUUCACUCACAUGAAUACUUUAGCAAGGUCUGCGGCGUUUCAAAACGACUCCUAAGUAAGCUAGAAAUCAGCCUUUUGGUUUGCUUGUGCAAUAAUGAACUAAUGAUCGGCAAUAAAAAACUAGCCGCCGCUCAACUUGUUUUGAAUGAACUGCGGGCCUCGCUGUAA